GGCUCUGCUGAGCGCGUUUGUAAUUCACAGGACCGCAACUCUCGAUUUCAUAGCAUGAGGAAGAAUUUACUGAAAGUUCUGGAGGAAAGAUGGAAAUGUUACAGACACAGAUUCGUUCCCUGGAUUGCUUUAAAUCUGAGGAAAAACGACAGGACCCUUCGCCAGGUGAAACAGCGAGCUGAAGACAAGCGGUUGGACGAUGACCAUGUCCUCGCGUCCCUCGUGAGACUUUUUACCGAGCUGCUUAGAAACGACGCGAGCAAUCACACCGAACAGCUUCGCCUGUUACCAGAGUCCACUCGCCGCCAUUACUACAUUACCCACAAUGCCGCGGUGCGCAGCCCGGAAGCGCCGCCUGGCGAGGUUAUGCUGCACACCCUGGGCUUCUGUGUGGAGAAAAUGGCCAGCUCUCUGCCAGGCGCAGGAGUUGGGGUGUUUGUUACCCGGGGACAGGUGCCCAAAGGUGUACCUGUAGCCAUGUAUCCAGGAACCAUCUAUCAGGCCGACGAACCCAUUUUCUUCCAGUCCAUUCGGAACCCGUUUGUAUUUCGAUGCAUCGAUGCUGUUUUGAUCGAUGGCAAUGAUAAAGGACUCUCCAGGCUAGUCUUUCAGUCAUGCAGUGGGCGGGAUCGACUUGGCCCAUUUCGUUUGAGCGACAGCUCUUGGUUGACUCCCUUCCCAGAAAACCCCCUGGCGGUGGGGCAGUAUGUCAACAACUGCUCCAAUGAAAAGGCUGCCAACGUGUGCUACCAGGAAUUUGACGUUCCCGAGGAUUUUCCUAUAGAAUUUCGUCAGUAUCUUCCUAAUGUUAAUUACAGACAUAAUGUACAAAGGCAAGAAACAAAUUCACUUGAUUUAAUGGACUUAAUUUUAGUACUACUGAAACAUCCAUCUUGUUUAUCACCACUAAGUCUGAUGUGGUUUCUCUUUCAGGAGGUUGCGCUGUGUCAUUCUUGUGUCAUUAAGGGAGAUUAACAGUGGUGAAGAACUUUUCUCCAAUUAUUACACCAUAGUGCAUGAGUCUUGAUUAUGCCUCCUCACAACCUGUUUCAAUGACAGUAAAGAAAAGUUUCUCUUA
Messenger RNA from Hemibagrus wyckioides, 1078 nucleotides. RefSeq names its product SET domain containing 9 (gene setd9). The transcript is spliced from 5 exons. The record is from RefSeq and is a predicted model, not a curated record. Lineage: Eukaryota; Metazoa; Chordata; Actinopteri; Siluriformes; Bagridae. Bases 55 to 975 code for a protein of 306 amino acids. Gene Ontology annotation, molecular function: protein binding.